CUCCGGGGAGGCCCAGCGGGGCAGAAGCGGAGGGGAAAGGAGAGAGGAGCCGCCGGUGGGAGCGCGGCAGGGGGAGCGCCUUGCCGGCGCCCGCCUGGGCUCUGCCGCGCGUCGUCGGUGAAGGUGGCAAAUUCGGAAUGACAGCCAUAUGACUGGCAGGCUCAUCCGUUGGUGGCACUACUUCGUUUUCUGGAGAGCCUAUCCUUUCCUUACAAGUGCAUGUAGCCUCCUUGGUUCCUAGGACUCUUCUCGUCCAGCAGAGAAACAAAAGGGAGGAAGUGCUCAAGGGAGCAAUGGGAAUUGAAGGCCAUGGUCACUUGAGAUAAAUGGCAGAUCACUGGGGAUCUAGUCUUGCAGCUGCUCACUUCGGCCUGUUUCCUCUCUGCAGCCUACAUUUGUUUUCUUUGAGCUGCCACUGGCUCUUCUGGUGGUGGCACUGGAGACAUCAAGGCAGCUUGAUAGGUGCCAAACGUGAGAAAAGGUUAAGCCGCCCACCUCAUCAUGAUUCAGCUGUGGAAAGUGGUGAGGAAUGUGCGACAGUUGGAGCUCCACAGACUGAUCCUGCUGCUUAUUGCCUUCAGUCUGGUCUCCAUGUGCUUCCUGGCUUACUAUGUCACUAACAGUCCCAAAAUCAAGGAACCUCCCCCGCUUCCCUUCAGCGAUUGCAGUAACCAACACAGGAUCCUCAUCCAACCCCAGGCAAGCUGGAGGCUUACAAAAUCAGUUGACAAUUCACACACAGACCCUGUGGUGCUAGUUUUUGUGGAAAGCAUUUAUUCCCAAUUGGGUCAAGAGAUUGUGGCCAUCUUAGAAUCUAGUCGGUUUAAAUACAGGACAGAGAUUGCUCCUGGAAAAGGAGACAUGCCCACCCUAAUGGACAAGGACCAUGGUCGCUAUGCUCUGAUUAUCUAUGAGAAUAUCCUUAAAUAUGUGAACCUGGAUACCUGGAACAGGGACCUUUUGGACAAAUACUGUGUAGAAUAUGGAGUAGGAAUCAUCGGUUUCUUCAAGGCAAACGAGAACAGCUUACUUAGUGCUCAGCUCAAAGGCUUUCCUCUCUUCCUACAUUCCAAUUUGGGAUUGCGUGAUUAUCACAUCAAUCCUAGUGCCCCACUUCUGUAUGUUACCCAGGCUAAUGAAGUGGAGCAGGGCCCUCUGCCUGGGGACGACUGGACAGUGUUCCAGUCAAAUCACACAACCUAUGAACCCGUAUUGAUGGCCAGCACCAAAUCGUCUGAGUCAAUCCCUCACCUGACUACGCACAGAGCUCUGCAUGCCACAGUGGUUCAGGAUCUUGGUCUCCAUGAUGGUAUCCAGAGGGUACUUUUUGGUAAUAAUCUCAAUUUCUGGUUGCACAAGCUCAUCUUUGUUGAUGCUAUUGCUUACCUGACUGGCAAGCGUCUCUGUCUGACCCUUGACCGCUACAUCCUUGUGGACAUUGAUGAUAUCUUUGUGGGCAAAGAAGGGACACGCAUGAAGGUGUCUGAUGUAGAGGCUCUUUUAAACACUCAGAACAAGUUGAGGGCGCUGGUUCCCAAUUUCACUUUCAAUCUGGGAUUCUCUGGGAAAUUCUACCACACUGUAUCUUUGCUCAAUAAUGAUCCAGCAACCCUAGCUCAGUCCUUUUUCCAUGGGCUUCCAGGUACAGAUGAGGAAGAUGAAGGAGAUGAUAUGCUCUUGAAGAACAGGAAGGAAUUCUGGUGGUUUCCUCAUAUGUGGAGUCACAUGCAGCCACAUCUCUUUCACAAUGUUACUGUCUUGGCAGAGCAAAUGAAACUCAACAAGCAGUUUGCUUUGGAACAUGGAAUUCCUACAGACAUGGGCUAUGCAGUAGCCCCCCACCACUCAGGGGUUUAUCCAGUUCAUGCCCAACUCUAUGAAGCAUGGAAAAGUGUCUGGGACAUUGGGGUGACCAGCACAGAGGAAUAUCCUCAUCUUCGACCUGCCCGAUAUCGCCGAGGGUUCAUCCAUAACGGAAUCAUGGUGCUGCCUCGCCAGACUUGUGGUCUUUUUACUCACACUAUAUUCUAUAAUGAGUACCCUGGUGGAUCCAAGGAAUUAGACAAGAGCAUUCGUGGUGGAGAACUUUUCCUGACGGUGCUCCUGAACCCAAUCAGCAUCUUCAUGACCCACUUGUCGAAUUACGGCAAUGACCGGCUUGGGCUCUACACUUUUGAAAGCCUUGUCAAAUUUGUGCAGUGCUGGACCAAUCUUCGUAUUCGGACUUUGCCUCCCAUGCAGUUGGCCAAAAAGUAUUUUGAAAUAUUUUCAGAAGAAAAGAACCCUCUGUGGCAGAACCCUUGUGAUGACAAGCGACAUAAGGAUAUCUGGUCAAAAGAGAAGACGUGUGACAGGCUUCCCAAGUUCCUUAUUAUUGGUCCUCAAAAAACUGGAACAACUGCUGUGCAUUUCUUUCUCUCCAUGCACCCAGCUGUGACUAGCAAUUUCCCAAGCCCAUCCACCUUUGAAGAGAUCCAGUUCUUUAAUGGACCCAACUAUCACAAAGGAAUUGAUUGGUACAUGGAAUUCUUCCCCAUCCCUUCUAAUGCCAGCACAGACUUCAUGUUUGAGAAAAGUGCCAAUUACUUUGACACCGAGGUAGUCCCCAAACGAAGUGCAGCUCUUCUUCCACAGGCCAAAAUCAUUGCUGUCCUUAUCAACCCUGCUGACCGAGCCUACUCUUGGUAUCAGCAUCAACGUGCUCACAAUGACCCUGUGGCCCUGAACUACACCUUUUACCAGACCAUUUCUGCUGGACCCAAGGCCCCCCAAGAGCUGCAUAAUCUACAGAGUCGUUGUCUGAAUCCUGGAUUAUAUUCGGUACAUCUGGACAGAUGGCUAACAUAUUUUCCAUCAGGGCAGAUUCUGAUAGUUGAUGGGCAGGAGCUUCGACAGAGCCCCUCUUCCAUUAUGGAGAACAUUCAACGGUUUCUGGGAAUUACACCACUGCUCAACUACACACAAGCACUAAAGUAUGAUGACGCAAAGGGAUUUUGGUGCCAGCUGCUUGACGGAGGAAAGACCAAAUGCCUGGGGAAGAGUAAAGGGAGAAAAUAUCCAGAGAUGGAUUCCUCGUCCCGGAUGUUCCUGGCAGAUUUCUACCAUGAGCACAACAUUGAAUUAUCCAAGUUGCUGAAUACGCUCAGGCAGCCUCUUCCCACGUGGCUCAGGGAGGAGCUGCAGAAUUCAAGCUGGAGCUGAAGCCCAGAUCUCCACAAGCAAGACUGCCAAACAAACUCAAGUGGGAGCCCUCGGGAAGGACACGCAUGUGCGUGCACACACACACACACACCACUGCCAACUUUCUUUGAAUCACCCAGAGUGGGAUGAGGAAGCGUGUCAUCUGUGGGCGAACCGUGCACUUUCAACUAUUUAUAGUUUGAUGCAGCUGAGAGACCCCUUCAGACCAUAACUGCACAAGAUACUGUGCAGUAGUCGCCCACUGUUCCCAAAUUCUAUGGUAACUAACAUAGGAAUGUGUGUAGCCUGUAAUUCCCAGAUGCAAGGAAGCUGAAAGCAGCAUCUCCAAGGAGCGGAGGCAAGAAAAUGUGUAGGCUACUGUGACAUUUCUUGUUAAUGUCCAAAAUGCUCAGGAAACUAGCAAGUGAAUGUCUUACUAUUUGUGACAGCUCUGUUAUGUAUAGGGUGGUGUUUCCAAAGUUCUUAGUCCUGGACAUCAAAUGGAAUUUUCUUAGUUCCAUUUUAGUUAUUUCAUGGUUUCUACCCCAGGGGUCAGGGAAGCAAAAUAGGUGAUGUCACUAGAAUGGUACAGACAUUCUCGGCUAGAAAGUGGUUGGUGACAAGUAAAAGAUGGAGAGAAAUCUUCAUCUGGGAUGAGAAGUUGUCCUCUGAUGCCCGCUGCAUGGAUUUUUCUUCUGCAUUUAGUUGUUAGGAGUCUCCUUUCGUUCCUUUCUGAGCACAGCAAGAUGAAGAUGGCUGAGAGGGAACAGAAUUGGUACAAAACGUCUCAUUUUGCCUCCAUGAGUCUCCAGUUUCCUUCUAGAAUCUAUUCCUACUUUCUGCCUUGCUACCACCGUCUCAUGGAGUACAAAGCAGAUUCUUGCCCAUCUCUCAAACAUGCCUUAUAUACAAUGGCCCAGCAACUCCCAAGACACCCAGUGCUGAGCUGACUGGAAAUACGCAGACUUAAGACGGGGAGACACCUUGGGGUAACAUCUGUAACUUGGUGCGUUCAUUGAACCAGGGAAGAAAGUGAUUUCAACCAAGCUUUCACAUUGAGCCUUAGUUGUUGUGCAUUUUUAAUUGUGAAUUUACCAUUGUCUGUAAAUAUAUAAUAUGGACUUUAUAAUAUCUCAUUCAAUGUGUCCCCAAGCAGCGGGAAAUGUAACCAAAAAUGUAAUCCACCAACCUAAAACCCUGUGGCUGAAGAAAGAAAGGAAAAAGUGCUGUUCUUCCUGCACUGGAUUCAUGUAUAUUGUCAUUCACAUUGAAUGAUACAAAUAAAUUCUUGGCUCUUGCAGCUGAGCACAAUGUCUAAAUAAAGAUUAGACAUAGCAUUUGGAUCAAUAAAUGAACUGCUUUAUUUCUUG
Molecule: messenger RNA, 4550 nt
Organism: Thamnophis sirtalis
Lineage: Eukaryota; Metazoa; Chordata; Lepidosauria; Squamata; Natricidae
Gene: NDST2
Product: N-deacetylase and N-sulfotransferase 2
Cellular component (GO): Golgi apparatus
Molecular function (GO): heparan sulfate N-sulfotransferase activity; hydrolase activity; deacetylase activity
Source: RefSeq, a predicted model, not a curated record